This is a messenger RNA of Limulus polyphemus (Atlantic horseshoe crab), 3278 nucleotides long. Its product is annotated as TRAF-type zinc finger domain-containing protein 1-like. The transcript has 15 exons. Bases 252 to 2315 code for a protein of 687 amino acids. The record is from RefSeq and is a predicted model, not a curated record. NCBI's taxonomy places the organism in Eukaryota, Metazoa, Arthropoda, Merostomata, Xiphosura, Limulidae. Gene Ontology annotation, molecular function: zinc ion binding.
CUGGUAUUACUAUGAGUUAAUAAUAACUUAGAACGUAAGGUUAUUGUUCUGUGUCAGUAUUUUAAAAACAUAUUUUACUAGAUUGUGUCAGUCUUACCUUUAAAUGUAACUGAAGAAACAGGAAUCUAUCUCAAAGUAAAGAAGGACUGAACCUAGGUCCUCUGGCAUGCAAGGUGAUUCCUCAUCCUGUGAGAUAAAGGGUUAACCCUCUAACUGUUGCUAAAUUUGUGGUUUCAGUCAUAAUUUCCAAGAUGGCCGAUGAAGAUACAAAAUAUUGUUCUAACUGCAAACGGGACAUAGCGAUCAGCAAUUAUGUUCUACACAGUGCCCACUGUCAGAGAAACAUUACAUUAUGUAGCAAAUGUCAUGAGCCAGUGCCACGGAAUGAGUUGGAAAGUCAUUGUAAUGAUGUCCACAAAACAGUCAUGUGUUCAAAAUGUGGAGAAAUGAUGGAGAAGGGGAAGCUAGAAGACCAUCAGAAAGAAAGCUGUUCUAAAAGAAAUGCAGCAUGCAAGUAUUGCGAAUUAGAAGGUUCUCUGGAUGAUGUCAGAGAACAUGAAACUUACUGUGGAAGUCGUACUGAGCCUUGUCCAGCAUGUGGUCAGUACGUUAUGAAAAAGAAUAAAGACAUUCAUGCUGGGAAUUAUUGCAAGCAGAUGUUGGAAGAGGAACUUUUAUCACAUGACACUGGGACUCUCAACAAUUGUCGAUCACAAGUACAAGAAAAAGCUGGCAACUCAGGAAAGCCCGUUGUUAGAAGAAACAAACUGAGAAAUGUAAGGGAGAACAGAUCCAGCAAUCAUCCAGUGGGAAUUGUUGAUAAACCUCCCCCAAGCCCAGCUUUCUCGGGCUCUCUCAGUCAUUCUCCUGAAACUAGAGAUUUGGAGAAUUUGGAUCAUCUUCUUGCUUGCCAGUUGGCAGAAGAAGAAUUGAACAAAGAUAAAAACUAUCAGAAAGGUUUGAAUGUCAACUUUUGUGAAGAUUAUGGAAACUUAUUGGAUGAUAACAAAGGAGAAAAUGAACCUAAUGAUUUUGUCAAAGGUGUACUAAAAGAAAGUUGUCUUUACCAUAAGAAACUAAUAAGAACAGAUUUAGAUCAUUUUCUGGCCACUGAGCUGGAAGAGGGAAAGCUUAUUAAAAAUCAGCAGCAUCCAAAACACAACAUCAAUCAGCAGGAUAAUUAUAAUAACCUACUUGAGUUUGAUACAUUUGGUGAUGGUGAUACUCUUUCUCAAUAUUCAAAGAAAAAUCAAUGGUAUGCUGAUGAGGUUGUGAAUCAAGACACAGCAAAGGAAGUUGUGAGCUUACCAUGUGAAUUUUGUGGACAGCAGAUUUCAGAAGAUGAUCUUAUACUACAUCAGAGUGGAUGUCAGAUUGAUCAACACAAUGAACAAGAGGUGAACACACGAGUUGAACAGGAGGAGGAACAAAAAACAAAGAACUUGUUUAGUAGAUUUGAAGCAUAUACAUCAUCCAAGAAAGAGCAAUACAAAAAAUGUGAUUCAGACCAUAGUGAAAUUAUUCCAUGUGAAUUUUGUAAAGAUCCUUUUUCUCUACAUGAAAUUGAAAGACAUCAGAGUGUCUGUAAUUCUAAUUCCUUGCUACCCUUGCUUCCGGACACGCUCUAUCCUCCUGCCUCUUUUUUAAGAGGGCUUGAUUCAGAAUCCGGUACUGGUGUUUCAGAGUUUCUUAAUUCUAAACAUCUUACAAAAGUUUCAACUCCUUUAGUUAACUUGAAUAUAAGAAGAAACUUUGAUCAAAAUAAAAUUACUAACAAGAAAAUUCCAGUCAACUCUACAACACCAUGUGGAGAAGCUGUAGGUUCUCUGGUACAUGUUAAUGGUUCUGGGAAGAAAAAAAAGAAAACAGAAGGCAUUGCUAAUUGUGAUAAUGAGAGAGAUGGGAGAUGGCAGUCUCGACAUAGGCAGGAAGGAAGAAGAGAAAUGAAUGUGGAAAGAGAAAAUAUUGGUAGAGUCAGACAAACAAAAUUGUCUAAUUCAUAUUUACAAGAGAUGAAAGCUAACUUGAAUCAUGUUCGAAUCCCAAAUGAAGAUCUUCUGCAUGUGGCAGGAGCCAGACCCAAAGGAGAUAAGUCCAGUAAUACAUCAGAAAAUAUCUUUUUGGAAGAGAAAAGCCAGCUUGUAACAAGGAAAGUCUAUAGAAAACCUAAUACUAAUGAUCCUCAGUCUUCAAAACAACACGAGUUUAUGAGUCACUCAGUAGAAGAUGAAGAAGAGAACUUACCAAGACAGCAGUACCCGGGUCAAAAUUACCGUGCAGGAUUUAUGGGGAAAACUAAGGUUCCCGAUGUGUAGACUUGUUGUAAUGACUACAUUAGGUGCCUUGUUUACCUGGCAACAGGUUUCUGUUUUGCCAUUUCAUUUGAUUUUAACAUGUACAGACUAUCUUUACAUAAUUCUGAUUUUCAGAAGAAGCACUUUGAUCUGUGUUCAAGAUUGCAGAAUAAUAAUUACACAUUUUCUUAAAGGGAUUUUUAAUAUCCUUGAAUUUCUGCAAGCUUCCAAUGCUGUAUGUAAGAAACAAAACAUUUGAAGUAUGUUCUUUCAACAUUUAUCCAGUCAAUCAUUUACAAUGACUUGCAAAUUGUUUAAAGAAUGGUAAAAGGAAUUUUAAUGAGUCUUCAGCUACAGGGUGAACUUGCAUUCCACAAAAUAUUCUUCUUUACUUAUAGUUCAAUGAAGUCGAUUAAAUGUGGUUUAAAGUCUGUAUCCUUGGUUUUGACCAUAAAGUUGUAAAAAAAAAAAACAUAAUUGAAUUUAAAUAAUGUUUUUUUUUGGAAUUCUGAUCUAUUUUGAACUUACUGAAUUAAGUGAAUGCUUGUAUCAAUAUAAAAGAUUUUUUUCUUAAUGUUACUGCAGAAAAUUUGGGUGAGAAUCCAAGGAAAAUUAACUUCUUCUGAAUUAAUAACCCAAGGUAACUCGGGUUGAACUUGGCACUGAAAUUUGGAAUUGUUUUUUUUCAAAUCUGGAAAUCCAUAUUUAGGUCAAAACAUUAUAUGUUAAUCUAAAAGUGUUUAACUUAAGGAUAACAUACAUUGAUUAUCAUUAAUAAUUUGAAGAAAACGACUAUGUUUGAACUAGAAAAUGCAUAGUUGCCAAGAUAACAGUGACUUAAGAAUUUAGUUUGAAUUGUAAUAUUGUAAAUUAUUCUUUAAGAAAUUUGUGCAAACUUAGAUGUUUCUGUCUUAAGUUAGAUAGCUUAUUUUGUUCUCUCCUACAGAACUAAUAAAUUUAUGUUAUCAACUGCAGAUGAAGAAA